Molecule: messenger RNA, 6880 nt
Organism: Laccaria bicolor S238N-H82
Lineage: Eukaryota; Fungi; Basidiomycota; Agaricomycetes; Agaricales; Hydnangiaceae
Exons: 13
Coding region: 1-6819 (2272 amino acids)
Molecular function (GO): helicase activity; ATP hydrolysis activity; ATP binding
Source: RefSeq, a predicted model, not a curated record
AUGGAUCCUCGACGAGCCAAGCUCAACAAGUUAUUCGAAUCGAUUAGCAGGGGUACACAGCAGCUAACCCCGAAGAACGGAACUCUCUUUCUGGAAGCCAUCUGCGCCCAGGAAGAUGCUGUUGCCACUCUUCACAAACUCAGCACCAGCAGCGAGGGAAAAUCUGCCCUACAAGCCGCGAUGCGAUUUAAUCUCUUACCAGCUUUUUUCAAUGGCCAGGCAACUGGCCUCCUUCAGUAUCUGCAAACGCCAGGACUUGCCGACAUAAACGGAGGGGAGUUCUUAAACGAUAUCCUUCUCAAGAUUGUAGAUCCACCCAUCUUCUGGGUCGCUUUCCGGAAAGCUUUCAUUGAUGAGAAACUCAAUGAUACAGCGCAAAAGUCAUUCCUAUGGCUUCUCGUGAAACUGGUUUCUAUUCCAGGCGAGAAAGGUGCUCUAUACCGUGAGCCUUCUCAGAUAUCUAUCAUUCUUCCCGGUCUACGUUCAUCAUCCAAGAAUGAACUUAGGACCGCAGGAUACAAGAUCGAGCAUAUGCUCGAUACAUAUGCACAACCAAAUCUUGAAUCCCUGGCUUUUGAUGCUGCCCCAGGAGGCAGACAUGACAACGAUUUCUCCGACUUCCGCAAGAUAUCCAUCCUUCCCACUCCAGACGAGAUUCAAUCAACAGAAAAUGCUUUUCUCAGGACGAGUGAUGUCCUUGAGGAUCCCGGAACAGAGUCCAAUCGAGUUCCCUUACACCUUGACAAUCAGUUUCGCCUUCUACGUGAGGACAUGAUUUACGAGUUGCGGGAUGAAAUACAGGUGGUGCAAGGGAAAAAGAAGGGCCAUCAUCGUGGCAUUAGGAUCAGUGGGCUUGAACUUGUGGGGAUCCAAUCUGGGCCUGAGGACAAGCCUACGAGAUGGGGUCUGUCCCUGAAAUGUCACAAAGAUCUGCCAGAGUUGAAAGCACAAAAAGAUCGUAAGAAAUAUCUUCUUGAGCAACGAAAUUUCUUUCGACACCAGUCAUCGGCAUGCCUCAUUGCCGGGGGAGAAAUCGUUGCAUUUCCUACCAUCGACCGCAAUGAGGAUCUCUUAGCCGCAAAUCCGCCCAUCAUCGUGGUCCAGCUUGAGGGUCGGGAGAGCACCGAGCUGGCUCUCCGUAAACUCAAGACAGAAAACGAUGUCGCGUUGAUUCAGAUCAAUACGGCCAUUUUUUCAUAUGAACCAAUUCUAAAGUAUCUUCAGCAGGCUUAUUCCAUUCCAUUGUCCGAUGAACUUCUUCUUUGGAAGGAGGGUAAUGUCAUGUCUCAGAUAUCGUGCCAAUCCGUACCCGUUGUUGAAGCCCUGAAGCGUAAUCCCAAGGUUGAUCUUCAGACCCUCUUAGAGACAAAUUCUACCAUCAAGCUUGACUCAUCCCAGGCUGCUUCGCUAUAUUCGGGUCUCACUCAGAAAGUUGCACUGGUUCAGGGACCUCCAGGCACGGGGAAAUCAUUUUUGGGAGCCCUUCUCGCUAAAGCAAUUUAUAAGUUCACCGAACAGACCAUCCUUGUCGUCUGUUAUACCAACCAUGCUUUAGACGACAUAUUGACUGGUCUGAUGGAUAUCGGCAUCCCCCAAACUAGCAUGGUUCGUUUGGGAGGAAAGUCGACAGCUCGAACCGAGCCACUGACUCUUCGGAAUAUACAGCAAACGCCUAGACCGCGACGUGAUCAGACGGAAUGGAUGGUCAUAGAUGGAUUGAAGUCCAUGCUCAAAAAACUACAAAGGCAACUGCAACAGGCGUUUGAACGUUAUAAAUCGGCACAUAUAAGUUAUCAAGAUUUGUUAGAUCAUCUUGAGUUCGAAGAAGAUUUGUUUUUUGAAGCCUUUCGUGUUCCGGAGUCUGAAGAUGGCCUGACUCAUGUUGGCAAGGGGGGUCGGGCCGUCAAAUCAGACUAUCUAAUUGACCGAUGGUGCAUGGGACUGGACGCCGGUAUUUUCAAAAACUCCUACCCCGAUGUUCAAGCUACACACGACAUUUGGUGUUUAUCGUACCAAGCUCGCCAGGAGUUGAUAACGAGAUGGAAGGAAAAGAUCUUUGGCGAAUCCAUCGCUGAAGUCUGCGUGAUCGCUCAAGAAUAUAACUCCUGCCAGGAAAGGCUUGCUCGAUCUUUCAGUGACAAGUUGGUCCAUACUUUACGCAGCAAGCGAGUCAUUGGUUGCACAACAACUGCUGCUGCAAAAUAUACCGAGGAUAUUCAAGCUGCUUCACCCGAUGUUCUUAUUGUCGAGGAGGCUGGUGAAAUUCUCGAAAGUCAUGUCCUUGCCGCACUCGGAAAGAAAACAUCGCAAUUGAUUCUGAUCGGAGACCACAAACAACUUCGUCCCAAAGUGAACAACUACGCGCUGACCGUCGAGAAAGGCGAUUCAUUUGAUCUCAAUAGGUCGUUAUUCGAGCGCUUGGUGCUUAAAGGUUACCCACACCAAACCCUUUCUGAGCAGCAUCGAAUGCGCCCUGAGAUUUCAUUCCUGAUCCGCAAUCUGACGUACCCUGAACUCAGAGAUGCGCCAAAAACGAAAGGUCGUCCGAACCUUGAUGGUGUGCAGGACAACAUUGUCUUUAUCGACCACGACCAUCCAGAGGAUGAGAAUCACCGGAUCUCUGACCGGCGAGAUAUGGCAUCUUCCUCUUCGAAGCAGAACUCACAUGAGGUGGCCAUGAUCUUGAAGAUUGUGCGAUAUCUAGCACAGCAAGGAUAUGGGACUGAUAAAAUUGUCAUCUUGACGCCUUAUUUAGGACAGCUUCAGAAGCUUCGUGAGGUGCUCAUGAAAGACAACGAUCCCAUUCUCAACGAUCUUGACUCUUACGAUCUUGUUCGCGCUGGCUUAAUUUCUGCUGCCACAGCGAAACUUGCUAAGAAACCCAUCCGGUUGUCAACAAUAGGCAAAGGUGCAUACUAUCUAACCAUGUUUGGACAAGAUAAUUACCAGGGUGAAGAAAGUGAUAUCGUCAUUGUUUCGCUUACGAGAAGUAAUGCCAAUCAUGACAUUGGUUUUAUGUUCUCCCCUGAGCGUCUCAAUGUCCUCCUCUCUCGAGCCCGCAAUGCCUUGAUCAUGAUUGGAAACUCCCAUACUUUCAAAAAAUCUCGAAAGGGCGGUGAAUUGUGGGGAAAGCUCUUCGAAUUACUCGGGCAAGGAAAGCAUGUUUAUUCCGGACUCCCUGUCGUUUGCCAAAGACACCCGGAUCGAAAGAAUAAUCUAUCUCAGCCAACUGACUUCGACGAAGUAUGUCCAGAUGGAGGGUGCAACAUUCCUUGUGAUACAAAGCUCGGUUGCGGGACUCACCGUUGCCCAUCAAAAUGUCAUCAGCUCUAUGAUCACAGCAAAAUGUUGUGCGAGGAAAACAUGUCUUGUUUAUGUGACCUGAGGGGACACAAACAAUCGUUCAAGUGUCAUCAAGGGCCACCAAAAUCCUGCAGAAAAUGCGAUCAGAUCGAAAAGGCAGAUAAGAAAAAGCGACAGGAAGAGUAUGAAGCUCAACAACGAAGGGACUCAGAACUGCAAGAACACCUUCGAGAAUUGGCCGAAAUUGAUGCGGAAAUUGCCCGGGAAGUCGAAGCCAGGCAAGCGACUCGUCUGGCGAGAGACCGAGCUGAUGCUUUGAGGCAAAGGCGGAUGGAUUUGGAGUCCAUUCGUCAACAAGCCCUGAUUCAAGCAGACCCUAUCUCGAAUUCCAGCGGCCCAGCAAACCCCCCCACAUCACCCUCUAACUCGGAUUUUCUGACGGAUUCACCAUCUAGAAAUGAGUGGCAGCGCCAGAAGGACAUGGAGGGUGCCAACAAUGACGGGAUUGAUUCCAUUAUGGAGAUGGUUGGGCUUGAAGACGUAAAGAAGCAAGUCUUAGAGAUCAAGGCCAAGGUUGAUAUCUCGAUUCGCCAAGGUGCAUCUAUUGCAUCUGAGAGAUUCAAUGUUGUUCUGCUUGGAAAUCCUGGGACAGGGAAGACAACAAUUGCGAGACAGUACGCAAAAUUCUUAGUGACGGUCGGAGCCCUCCCUGGGCCCUCCUUCAUCGAGACAACGGGAUCGCGGCUUGCGAACGAGGGCGUGGAUGGUAUCAAAAAGCAGAUCGAAGACCUGCUUAAAGUAGGUGGUGGUGCAAUCUUUGUGGACGAAGCGUACCAAUUGGCAAGCACACACAAUCAUGGGGGUCCCGUACUGGAUUUUUUACUGGCUGAAAUGGAGAACAACAUUGGUUCGAUAGUCUUCAUGUUCGCGGGCUACAACAAAGAGAUGGAAGCAUUCUUUGAACACAAUCCGGGUUUGAAGAGCCGUGUACCUUAUAGGCUACAGUUCUCAGAUUAUGAAGACCACGAAUUGAUGACCAUUCUGGAGGGUUUGAUAUUCAAGGCUUUCCGGGGUCGCAUGAAAGUGCAGGACGGGAUUCGAGGGCUUUACGGGCGCAUUGCCAUUCGGCGUUUGGGAAGACGUCGGGGACGAAAUGGUUUCGGAAAUGCGCGUGACCUCCAAACUGCCUUCGCUGCGGUUCGGGGACGACAGGCAUCUAGAAUCGAGAAGGAGCGAGCAGAGGGAAAAACUCCAGAUGAUUUUCUGCUCGUCGCCCAGGAUCUCAUAGGGCCAGACCCAUCCAAGGCAAUUUUACAAAGCGAGGCAUGGUCGAAACUUCAAUCACUUAUUGGGCUCAAGGCUGUCAAAGAGUCAAUCACCAGUUUAAUCCAUGCCAUUGAGGAGAACUUCCAGCGCGAAUUGCAGGAGAAGGAACCUCUGACGUUUUCCCUCAAUCGGGUCUUCCUUGGUUCACCUGGGACUGGCAAGACAACCGUUGCCAAACUUUACGGCAAGGUCCUCGCUGACCUGGGACUACUUAGCAACGGAGAAGUUGUCUUGAAAACUCCCGCUGAUUUCAUUGGCGCAUAUCUCGGAGAAUCUGAAAAGAAGACAAAGAACAUCCUGACGAACUCAAUCGGGAAAGUCCUCAUCAUUGAUGAGGCAUACAUGUUGUACGGGGGAGGAGGGAAUAGCGCUGGGAAUCAGUCUAAUCAGUUCAAGACAACCGUUAUUGACACCAUCGUGGCCGAGGUACAAAGUGUGCCAGGAGAUGAUCAAUGUGUACUUUUGUUGGGCUAUAAGGACCAGAUGGUUGAAAUGUUCCAAAAUGUUAAUGAAGGUCUGGCGAGAAGGUUCAGGAUAGAGGACCCCUUCAACUUCGAGGAUUUCAGUACCUCUGAGCUAAUGGACAUUCUCAAUAAGAAACUGAAGGAACAGGAUCUCGGGGCAACUGAUGCAGCCAAGAAAAUUGUGAUAGAACAAUUGAAUCGUUCUCGGAAUCGGCCCAACUUUGGCAAUGCGGGCGAGGUGGAAAACAUGAUAGGUGCUGCUAAAGUACGAUCUGUUGCGCGCCGAGCAGCUAUUCCUCUGCCACAAAGGCCGAUACACAUUAUCUUCGAGCCACAGGAUUUCUGUCCUGAUUUUGACCGAAGCGCGAAUGCGUCUAGUAACCUUGCAAAGCUUUUUGAAGACAUUGUUGGCUGCCAGGACAUCAUUUCGCGUUUGGGCGAAUACCAGCAGAUUGCUGUCGUCUCCAAGGCUAGAGGCGUUGACCCGCGGGAACAGAUCCCCACAAACUUUGUCUUCAUUGGACCACCAGGAACUGGGAAAACAACGAUAGCUCGGAAAAUGGGCCAAGUUUACUAUGAUAUGGGCAUUCUUGCAUCGGCAGAAGUAAUCGAAUGCUCAGCCUCCGACCUCGUUGGGGAAUAUGUGGGACACACUGGCCCAAAAACCAAGAAGCUGUUUGAAAAGGCCCUUGGAAAGGUUCUAUUCAUUGACGAGGCCUAUAGACUAGGAGAAGGCCGGUUUGCUCAAGAAGCCGUUGAUGAAUUGGUCGGUCUUCUUACGCACGAAUCAUUCAAAUCCAAGGUCAUCGUCAUUCUUGCUGGCUAUGAAGGGGAUAUGAAACAAUUGAUGUCGGUUAACACUGGACUUGCCAGUCGAUUCCCAGACUGGAUCCCGUUCUCCAAUAUGGACCCUGAUCAUUGUUUGAAUGUCGUCCUGAAGGAGCUUCGUCGCAAAGGAGUCAAAGCAGAUGAACUGCUCGACCAAUCUAGUGAUGUAUACCGAGAUAUGACUGCGACCAUCACGGAGUUAUCUCAGCUCCCAGAUUGGGGCAACGCACGGGACAUGAUGAACUUGGCUAAAGAACUGAUCAGCCUGGCCUUUUUGACCAACGACGAGAAACAAGACUCGUUGAGUUUGAGUGGGAAUCAGAUUGUAGCGUGCACCAAGAAAAUGCUGGCGGAUAAACAGGCACGGUCCAACAUCCGUCCCAAGAGCCGCCAUACUCUCCCAGCAAUGCCGGAGCAGGAUCUCGCGCCCUCCGCUCAACCACCCCCGCCUAUUCAAACUGCUCAGAAUGCAAAGAAGGCAGCAUCCCCGGCUGCUCCCCCGCCGAAGCCUCCCCCGCCUAAGCCUUCAAAUCUUCGUCAUAACAUUCAGCGGGACCCUGGUGUUAGUGAUGAUGUUUGGCGUGAGUUACAAGAUGCCAAGCAGCUAAUAGAGGCACAGGAGAAAAGAACGCAGGAAACGAUCAAAAGGUUACAAAGGGAGAUUGAGAAAGAGGCGAAACGUGAACGAGAGCAGAAACCUCGAGAAAAAGCAGCAGCAGAUUUGAGAGCGAAACAGCAAGAGCAACAAAGACUACAAGCACAAGAAGCAAAGGCUCAGAGAAAGUUGCGUGAGAUGGGAGUUUGUGUUGCAGGCUUUCAGUGGCACAAGAUUGGGAACUCUGGAUAUCGUUGUGCAGGUGGUUCACAUUACGUUUCCAGUGCACAACUAGGAUUAUAAUUAGAUCUGUAGAUUAUCUUGGGAUUUACUGAAAUAAAUGUUCACACGAAUACUCUGGUCC